AUGUCUCCACCGGGAUCAAUUAGCAAUCUAGACUGGGAACCCAGCUUCGACACAAUUGCCGUGCAUGGAGGACAAGAGCCUGACCCCAUCAAUGGUUCCAGAGCCGUGCCCCUUUACCAAACUGCUGCGUACAACUUUUCUGAUGCAGCGGAUGGGGCGAGUAAAUUCGCCUGGUCGAGAGAUGGAUACGUCUACACACGUAUGGGAAACCCCACAAACACUGUCUUCGAGACUCGAAUGGCUAUGCUAGAAGGUGGUGUAGGCGCUGUAGCCACGGCGUCCGGUCAUGCAGCUCAGUUCAUGGCCUUGACUCAAUGUUGUGAACCUGGACACAAUUUUAUCAGCACUAGCUGGCUAUACGGCGGAAGCUUCAACCAAUUCCGAGUAUAUUUGAGCAAAUUCAAGAUCAACGUUAAGUGGGUGGUUGGAAACGACCCCGCGAAAUUCGAUGAAGCAGUAGACGAGAAUACCCGGGCCAUUUACAUUGAGACCAUCAGCAACCCUAAGCACAGUGUCCCCGAUAUUGCGGCGAUUGCCGCCGUGGCGCAUAAACAUGGCAUUCCUCUGGUCGUCGACAACACUUUCGGCAUGGGCGGCUACCUAUGUCAACCCAUCAAACUUGGUGCCGAUAUUGUUACCCAUUCUGCCACAAAAUGGAUCGGUGGCCACGGUACCAGCAUGGGUGGCAUCGUGAUUGAUGGCGGCCAUUUCGACUGGAGCGCAUCAGGGAAGUUCCCUGGUUUCACCGAACCCGCUGAGGGUUAUCACGGAAUGAGAUUCUGGGAAACGUACGGGAAUAAGGCUCUGGCGGCCAAGGUGCGAAUGGACAGCAUGCGUGAUCUCGGACCAUGCAUGAGUCCCUUCAAUGCAUGGCUAUUCCUUCAAGGCCUUGAGACAAUUUCGCUGCGUGGUCAGCGAACCGUCGAAAACACGCAGAAACUUGCAGAGUGGCUUGAGUCCCACCCAUGCGUUAGCUGGGUUUUGUAUCCCGGCUUAAAAUCGCAUCCCGAUUAUGAGUUGGCAAAGAAGGUCAUGCCUAAGGGAGCCGGUGGCGUCUUGACUUUUGGAGUGGCCGGCAAAGUCGAACAAGUCCGAGCCGUGGUCGAUAAUCUCAAAAUGGCUAGCCACUUAGCCAACGUCGGAGACUGCAAGACGCUCAUCAUUCACCCUUGGGUGACAACACAUCAACAGAUGCCCGAUGAUGAGAAGAUCAAAGGUGGCGUUACGCCCGACCUUUUGCGUGUCAGUCUGGGUAUCGAAGAUUUCGAAGACAUCAAGCGCGAUUUCGAGCAAGCCUUCAAGGCUGCGGGAUUAGAAGAGGCGGACAAGACUGGCAUAGAUCCCUUCCAGACAGCCAUGAAUCUCGUAAGUGGCGGUUUCAUGGGCAAGUUAGCGACAGGAGCGCCAAGACCCGGCACGGACGGUACCAUACAAUCCUAG
Hypoxylon trugodes is the source of this 1440-nucleotide messenger RNA. Its product is annotated as putative o-acetylhomoserine sulfhydrylase. The transcript has 7 exons. Lineage: Eukaryota; Fungi; Ascomycota; Sordariomycetes; Xylariales; Hypoxylaceae. Gene Ontology annotation, molecular function: transferase activity, transferring alkyl or aryl (other than methyl) groups; pyridoxal phosphate binding. Gene Ontology annotation, biological process: transsulfuration. The coding region runs from base 1 to 1440 and encodes 479 amino acids. The record is from RefSeq and is a predicted model, not a curated record.